This is a messenger RNA of Rhopalosiphum maidis (corn leaf aphid), 2138 nucleotides long. RefSeq names its product stAR-related lipid transfer protein 7, mitochondrial. Lineage: Eukaryota; Metazoa; Arthropoda; Insecta; Hemiptera; Aphididae. The coding region runs from base 435 to 1694 and encodes 419 amino acids. The transcript has 8 exons. Gene Ontology annotation, molecular function: lipid binding. The record is from RefSeq and is a predicted model, not a curated record.
CGGAGUCAAAAAUUUUUUUAUAUAUAUUUUUAAUGAUAUAUAAUAAUAAUAAAUGUGCCUGAAUGUGUAAUGUACUUACGACUUUCGAGUUAUGUGUAUAGUAUAUAAUAACUAAUAAUAUUCAUAUUGCUUACAAGAUGAUAUGUUAAUUAUUCAUCUGUGAAUGUCAGUCAAUUGUGAGAAUUAAUUAUGUUAUUAUCGACGUACUCCGUGCUUUCAUUUAAGUAUUUCGCAACGUUUAGUCGAUAAUAAUAUUUGGAUCGACGGGAUUAUAAAUAAUAAUAAUAAUAAUACAUGUGACGCAGGGAAGAAUUGAGAACAACUUGACAAUUUCUAUCAAACUAUUGAAUAAAAUGUUGCUCAACGUUGUUUUACCUUAACGCACUGAGAUUGUAUUUAAUUAAUCUGCUUUUGAACUGAGUAAGCUGGUCAGUAUGUCAAUUAAAAGCUUUGUCUGGAAACCAAAUUUACUAAUGGCAUCAUCAAGUUGUCGGGCACAAUCAGUAUGUCGUACAUUUUCAAAGCGGUGCAAGAAAUCGUUAUCAAAUGAUUCAUUACUAUUAUCUAUUUUAAAAAAACGCACUAAAAAUUUUUUUAAAAAACAAGACUUUGGUGCUCAUAUUUCAAGAACUAAAAAGGUAAUGAUUGCUUGUAAAAAAAUGAUUACUGCUGUUAAUAAGUUCAAGCAACAGUUGGCUAAACACAGAAAAAACUUGAUCAUGUGUGUAGCUAUGGCUUUUACAUUUGAUUGGUAUAAAGAAAGAAUAUGUGUUGAUGAAUUAAUCAGGUUACGUCAAGAAUUUGGAAUUGUCAAAAAAUUAAAUAAUAAAUCUACUUCAAAUGAUAUUAUUCAAGAUGAACAAAAUAGUAUUUCUCAAAAAACUGAUUCUAAUAAUAAUGAACUAAAGUUAUCUAUGUCUAAGACAAAAAAUAAUCAAAAUAAAUUUGAUUGUUCAUACACUAGUUGUAAUUGUCCCAGAUGUAGAAACAUGAGUGAAGAAGGGUGGGAACCUUUUACGAGUGGUUCUUAUUACAAUGCAUGGAAAAAACCUAAUGUUGAUUACCCAGAUCAAGAUUUAUAUAUUUAUAAAGUACAUGGAUCAUUUAAUGAUAUAACAGCAUUGGACUUCAUGCAAGUGCAGUUAGACCUUAAUUAUCGAAAAGAAUGGGAUAGCAUGUCUGUAGAUUUGAAUAUUUUUGAUUCUGAGCCUCUUACACACAGUGAUCUCAUUUAUUGGGAGCUUCGUUGGCCGAAAUGGUUUCAAAAUCGUGAUUAUGUGUUUAAACGGCGUUACAAAAUUGAUGAAGAUGAAAAAUUAAUGUUAAUUGUUUGUGAAAGUGUUGAACAUCCCGAUUUUCCUGAACAGAGUAAUAAAUGGAGAGUAAAAAAUUACUGGUCAUAUAUUGUCAUUAAACCACAUGAGGAUUUUGAUAAGCCAGGAGUUGAGUUUUCAAUCACUUACUUUGAUGACCCUGGAGUUUCUGUUUCAAAUUACUUGAUGUCGUGGUAUCAAUGUAAAGGAAUGCCUUCAUUUUUAAAUGAUCAACGAUUAGCUGCAUUAGAAUUAACAAAACGUCGUUUUGAAGAAAAUAAAAUUUUAAAAUCUGAUAAAACUAACAUAGAAACCAAACUAGAUCAACCACAGACUCAAACGUCUUGGAUUUCUUGGCUUUUUGGAUACUUUUUAUUUUAAAUGACUUUUAAAAAUAUAAAUUAGUUAUUAAAUAGUCAAUAAAAAAAAAAUACAUUUAUGCAAAAGUGUAUAUAAAAUAAUUUCUAUCGUUAUUAUAUAAUAUAUACAUAAUUAUUCCGGUAAUAGAUCUUGAACUUGUUCAUCUUCAAAUUCUUUUUCUAAUGAUGUGAUUGGUCUUGAUGUUGAUGUGCGUGGUCUUUGUAAGGGUCCCAAUGGAUCACUAUACAUUUCUAUAUGAAAAUAUUAAUUAUUUAUAAUUAUAUACAUUAUUGUUAUUACAGUAGUUAGUGCUGUAACUAGCUUUCAUUGCGCCUUUGUAUUACCCCUAGGCAUGUUAUGAGAAUAUUGUAUGUCUUAUCAUAGUGUUUUUAAUUGUAAUUAAUAUAUAAAUAAUCUGUAUAUAAAAUACUUAUGGUUCACAAAUACAUAACAUUAUUUUUUAAA